UUUGCUGUGAAGCAAAAUAUUUCGUGCAGACAAGGCACGGAAUUUGUGCUCUGAGAAAGAUUUCACGAGUAAGGAUUUUAUUGUAGAACUGUCUAAGCUAUAACUUGUUAGAGGUAUUGUAGUACAAGUGGAAUUCAUAAAAGUGUGUGUAUAUUACAAUGGAAUGGAUUAAAUGAAAAGAAAUGAUUCUGUCGCGCCAUCUCUACUUUAGUAAAAAUUAGAUAUUAUAAAAUGUCUUAUUUAAUCGUUCAUGUAAUUGCUCAAGAUAUAAAAUUUUGUUAACCUGAAGUUCAUUGGAAAGCAGUCUAUCAUCAUGACGACGAACGGUCGCACGCAAGAACCGACUUCUUUCCCAACUCUCAUUCAAAUCAAAGCAGUUAUACCGACUUAUUUGUUCGAAACAAAUCUAGCUCUAUCCUUAUACUACGUAAUAAAGGAUAUUUUACUCAUGUUCGUUUUAUACGCGGCACUCUUGAUACUAGAGUCAAUGUUACCGGCUAGUUUCAUGUGCGUCAUAUUUCCUGUUUACUGGUAUUUACAAGGGACAAUGCUGAUGGCCGUGUUUGUACUCGGUCAUGACUGCUGCCAUGGUUCUUUCUCAAAGUAUGAAACAAUCAAUGAUGUUUUUGGAACUAUUCUACAUUCUAUGGUGUUGACACCGUACUAUCCGUGGAAAAUAUCUCACAGAAAUCAUCAUAAAAAUACAGGAAACAUCGACAAGGAUGAAGUUUUCUAUCCCGUAAGAGAAAGGAAUGACAACGGGAAUAAUUUUGCUUUUUUAUUUGGACUAGGAAUCGGCUGGUUUGUUUACUUGUGGAGAGGAUAUCAUCCGAGAAACGUUUGUCAUUUGAACCCUUUAGAAUCCAUGUUUUGUAAUCAUGUGACCGGAUGUACAUUAUCGAUAGCAUCUCUGAUUGGUUGGGUCGGAUGUCUUUACUACUACGCAUGCUCAGUUGGGCUUUGGGGAUUGCUCAAGUAUUAUGUAAUACCGGAACUGGUAUUUGCAAGUUGGUUGCUCACAGUGACGUUUCUCCAUCACAUCGAAGAGGAAACACCGUGGUAUUCAGAUGAUAACUGGAACUACGUGAAAGGGGCUUUGAGCUCAGUAGACAGGGACUAUGGUUGGGCACAUGACGUGAUUCAUAACAUUGGAACUCAUCAAAUACAUCACCUGUUUUCCAGGAUUCCACAUUACAAUCUAGAAGACGCGACUAGACAUUUCCGCAAAAACUUUCCGGAACUAUCUCGAUACAGGAACGAUAAGAUCUUCCCGACAUUAUUGAGAUUGUACAAAAAAUUUUCAAGCCAAUUUCGUAUCAGAAAUGAAACUUCAUUCCACGUGUACACAUAAUCAAAAAGGUUACACACCUUAUUUUAUUGUCACAUUUUAAACCAUUUUUUCUUGUACCUUAUCAAUAGACAGUAACGAUUGUUAACUUAAAGGCAAGUAAUGCACCCCCGAGAGACGCUCUGACGUCAAUAAAGUUGCAAUCGUAUAUCAACGAAGGAAGUAAUAUAUCAAUUCAUAUGCAGCAAAGCAUCUCGCAAAAUUUCACUAAAUUAGAGAUAAUGAUAGCACUUUUAGUAAGCCCCGCGAGACUCAUUUUCGUACACGCUAUAUUGCGUGAUGUUUCAUUUCCAUGACGCAAGUAGGCUAUAAAUUCAAAAAUAGGAACCAGAUGUCACUUGAAUUUCCACGUGUGUAUUCAGAAGAAAGCUUCUUAACUUCGCAUGCUUGCAUCCGAAAGAUGUUAUUACAUGUAGGUUUACAAAAUGUCAGUAUAACCUUAAUAUGUUAGUUGGGAAAAAAUACUGUCAUAAAAACAUUCCCUCUUACAAACGUAAGCAAGGAAGUUAAAUCGCACUUUCUCUUAUCGUCACCAUUUUUUGCACAUAUUCAGUUGACAUUAAUACUUGAUAUCAAGUAGUUACUUAAAAUUCGACUUUUAUUUACCAUGAAACAUUGACAGCUUGAACAUGUAAAAAGGGCUGUCGGAGGACCGGAACGCUCUACCAUCUACUGUCACUUAAAACGUUGAAAUAAUGGGGAAAAAAUGACUCAACAAGUUCAAACGGGCAACAUAUUUGAUUCAUUGGUUUCCCCCCUCAAUUGAGGGAACACAUUAAAUCAUAUAUUUGCCAAGUUAAAUAGGAGCACAACAAAACAGAGUUAUGGGACAAGUGCAUUACAUGACAGGGAACAAGUGUGUGAUACUGAGAUACUACAGAACCAAAGAUUGCCAAAUCGAAAUAGGGGAAUAGCUUUGUAAAUAUGUAAAAUAGAGUAAUUAAAUCUGCACAGAACAUGCCAGGUCAUCGCAG
Messenger RNA from Mercenaria mercenaria, 2322 nucleotides. RefSeq lists its product as uncharacterized. Lineage: Eukaryota; Metazoa; Mollusca; Bivalvia; Venerida; Veneridae. Gene Ontology annotation, molecular function: oxidoreductase activity. Gene Ontology annotation, biological process: lipid metabolic process. The transcript has 2 exons. The record is from RefSeq and is a predicted model, not a curated record. The coding region runs from base 314 to 1351 and encodes 345 amino acids.